This is a messenger RNA of Charadrius vociferus (killdeer), 4146 nucleotides long. It is a transcript of the gene IQGAP3, whose product is annotated as IQ motif containing GTPase activating protein 3. Gene Ontology annotation, biological process: regulation of GTPase activity; regulation of actin cytoskeleton organization. Lineage: Eukaryota; Metazoa; Chordata; Aves; Charadriiformes; Charadriidae. Gene Ontology annotation, cellular component: cytoplasm. The coding region runs from base 1 to 4146 and encodes 1381 amino acids. The transcript is spliced from 31 exons. Gene Ontology annotation, molecular function: actin filament binding; GTPase activator activity; calmodulin binding. The record is from RefSeq and is a predicted model, not a curated record.
AUGGCGUGUGUCCGCUUCUCGUCUUUCAGCUUGUACCUCUUCAAGCUGGGGCUGGCUCCUCAGAUCCAGGACUUGUACGGCAAAGUGGAUUUCACUGAGGAGGAGAUCGACAACAUGAAGCGGGAGCUGGAGAAGUACGGCCUGCAGCUGCCUGCCUUCAGCAAGAUCGGGGGCAUUUUAGCUAACGAGCUCUCGGUGGACGAAGCAGCAGUCCAUGCUGCAGUGCUGGCGAUCAACGAAGCGGUGGAUCGGGGGGUGGUGGCGCAGACGAUGGUGGCCCUCCGUAACCCCAGCGCGAUGCUCCUCAACCUGCGCGAGGCGCUGGCUGGUGCCUACCAGGAGAUGCUCCACCGGGCGAAGCUGGAGAAGAGCAGCAAUGCCAGGAACAGGUACCUGCAGGUCAUCCCUGAGGGAGAGGACAUCUACGACCGGUGUCUGACCCAGGCUGAAAUCCAAGGGAACAUCAACAAAGUGAAUGUGCACGGAGCUCUGGAGGAGGUGGACGAUGCCCUGGAGAACCAGGACGCGCCGGCGCUGUACCGUGUGCUGCAGGACCCCGUCCUGGCCCUGCGCUGCCUCCAGCGGGACAACCUCCACCGCUACUUGGAGCAGCUCACCGUGGACCGAGAGCAGAAGGCGCUGGGCGAGCUGGUGCAGGAGGAGCUGUUCGUGGCUGUGGAGAUGCUUUCGGCCGUGGCGCUGGUUAACCGAGCUUUGGAUGCCAGGGAUGCCGACGGGCUCUGGAGCAGCCUGGUCAGCCCUGCCCUGGGUCUCUCCGGCGUGGAGGACGCAAACGCGCAGCGGUAUUUUGAGGACUUACUGCGGCUGAAAGGCCAAUCCAGGGAAGCGGGAGCUGAGUUCCUGAGCUGGAAUGACAUUCAGGACAGUGUGACCAACACCAAUUCAUCAGUGGAAGACGAAAACGACCGAGUCCUGGCUGUCCGGCUGAUCAACGAGGCGCUGGUGCAGGCGGACCCCGAGAAGACGCUGGCAGCGUUGCGGCGGGAGAAGAGGCUGGCGCCGUUGCCCCUGCCAGCGGCCGCUCUGCCCAACGUCACCCUCCCGACCGCUCAGCGCUAUCACCACGUCCUGGCCCGGGCGCGAAGGCUGAAAGCCCAGGCCACAAAGGACGAUGGAGCUGUUCUUUGGUGGGAAGAGAUCCAGGAUGGGGUCUGCAGAGCCAACCAGGACACGGUGGCAGCCAGGAGGAUGGCUCUGGGCACUGCCGCCAUCAACCAGGCUAUCAAGGAGGGGAAGGCGGCGCAGACCCUGCGGGUGCUGCGCAACCCCGACGUGGCCCUGUGCGGCGUGGUGAGUGCCUGUGCCGCAGCGUACCAGGAGCACCUGGCAGCUCUGAUGGCCACCAAGAGACAAACAGUGGGGUUGCUGGAGAGACACCGAGACUCCCCGGGCACUGGAGACUGUGACCGCUCUUUGGGCAGGGCGGAUUCCCACCACCACUACUAUAUGAUUCUACGAUACACUCUGAGAGAUGCUCUGAGGACUAGGGCCCUUCCAGCCCUGACUCACAUCCAGGCUUGUUGGAGAGGCUACAAACAGCGCAGAACUUACCAGGAGCGGCUGCGCUACCUGCAAGCCAACACAGACGCUGUGAUAAAGAUCCAGGCGGGCGUGAGGAUGUGGCAGGCUCGGAGAAAGUACCAGGAGAGGCUGCGCUACUUCAGGAAGAACAUUAAAGCUGUAAUUAAAAUCCAGGCUUUUGUGCGAGCUAACAAGGCCCGUGGGGAUUACAGGAUGCUGGUCCACGCCAGGAGCCCGCCGCUGAGCAUCGUCCGGCGCUUCAUCCACUUGCUGGAGCAGAGCCAGCACGACUUCUGGGAGGAGUCGGAGGUGCUGCGGCUGCAGGAGGAGGUGGUGAAGAGGAUCCGCGCCAGCCGGCAGCUGGAGAGCGACCUGGACCUCAUGGACAUCAAGAUCGGGCUGUUGGUCAAGAACAGGAUCACGCUGCAGGAGGUGGUCUCCCACUGCAAGAAGCUGACCAAGAAGAACAAAGAGCAGCUCUCGGAGAUGAUGUGCAUAGACAAGCAGAAGGGGCUCAAGUCGCUCAGCAAGGAGAAGCGGCAGAAGCUGGAGGCCUACCAGCACCUCUUCUACCUGCUGCAGACCCAGCCUAUGUACUUGGCCAGGCUGAUCUUCCAGAUGCCCCAGAACAAGUCUACCAAAUUCAUGGAGUCGGUGAUCUUUACACUUUACAACUAUGCAUCCAACCCACGGGAGGCUUACCUGCUGCUCCAGCUCUUCAAAGCGGCGCUGCAGGAGGAGAUCAGGUCCAAGGUGGACCAUGUCCAUGACAUCCUGACGGGGAAUGCCACGGUGAUCCGGCUGGUGGUCAGCUUCUAUCGCAACGCGCGUGGCCAGAAUGCCCUACGGCAGAUCCUUGGUGGCCCGGUGCAGGAGGUCCUGCAGGACAAGAGCCUCAGCAUCCGCACCGAUCCUGUGGACAUCUACAAGGCCUGGAUCAACCAGACCGAGUCGCAGAGUGGGCAGAGAAGCAAGCUCCCGUACGAGGUCAGCCCUGAGCAGGCUCUCAGCCACCCCGAGGUCCAAAGGCGGCUGGAUAUUUCUAUCCGCAACCUCCUUGCGAUGACAGACAAGUUUGUUUCUGCCAUCACCUCUUCUGUCGACAAGAUCCCCUAUGGGAUGCGCUACGUGGCCAAAAUCCUGAGGACCUCCUUGGCUGAGAAAUUCCCCAAGGCCUCGGUGGAGGAGAUCGACAAGAUUGUGGGGAACCUGCUCUACUACCGCUUCAUGAACCCUGCCGUGGUGGCCCCUGAUGGCUUCGACAUCGUGGACAUCUCUGCCGGGGUGACCCUGCAUCCCGACCACCGCCGCAGCCUGGGCUUCAUCGCCAAAGUGCUGCAACACGCGGCUGCCCACAAGGCCUUCGAUGGGGAGAAUGCGCAUCUCUGUGGGGUGAACCAGUACCUGGAGGACACCCACAACAAGUUCAGGAGGUUCAUCUCUGCUGCUUGCUGUGUCCCAGAGCCAGAAGAGAGGUUUAAUAUGGAUGAGUACUCGGAGAUGGUGGCGGUGGCCAAACCGGUCAUCUACAUCACAGUGGGGGAGCUCAUCAACACGCACAAGCUCCUGCUCGAGCACCAGGACUGCAUCGCGCCGUGCCACGGAGACCCCCUGCAUGAGCUUCUGGAAGAUCUCGAUGAGCUUCCUACGGUCCAGUCCCUUGUUGGGGAGAGCGUUGCCAGCCCAGUGGACAGCAGUGCCGAGCAGGCGCUCUCCCAGCUCAGCAAGAUGGAGAUCUCCCUCACCCUCACCAGCAAGCUGGUGCCGGCGGCCAGCAGCGAGGAGAGCGAUGCGAGGAGUUUGCUGCUGAGCACCAAGCAGAUGCUGGUGGAUGUGAUCCAGUCCCAACCAGGAGAUUCCCUUCCGGAGAUCCUGUGGACCCGGGCCUCGGAGCACGAGGAAGCCUCCCACGACCGUCUCAUGCACAGGCGAGCGCUGCGGGACGCCCAGACCCCUGCCAAGCUGAAACGCAACCGCUCCCUGGCUGCCAACAGCCAACUGUCCAUGGAGGAGAAGAAGCGCAAGAUCAUCCGUAACCUGCGGUGCUUGGAGAGCCUGGGGCUGGUGGAUUCUACCCAUCAGUACCAGGAGCUCAUCAACGAGCUGGCUAAGGACAUCCGCAACCAGAGGCGGUACCGGCAGCACCGCAAAGGGGAGCUCCUGAAGCUGAGACAGACCCUGCAGGGCCUCAACGCCAAGACCUUGUUUUACGAGGAGCAAAUUGAUUAUUACAACCAGUACAUCAAGACCUGCCUCGACAACCUGGCAGCCAGCAACAAGGUCAGCGGGAAGAACAAGAAGCUGCCGUCGCUGCACUACACGGCGGCGCGGCUGUUCGAGAAGGGGGUGCUGCUGGAGAUCGAGGACUUGCCGCUCAGCCAGUUCAGGAACGUGAUUUUCGACAUCGUCCCCUGCGAGGAAGCGGGCAGGUUCCAGGUGAAAGCCAAAUUCAUGGGGAUCGACAUGGAGCGGUUCCAACUGCACUACCAGGACCUGCUGCAGCUGCAGUACGAGGGCGUAGCCGUCAUGAAGAUGUUCGAUAAGGCCAAGGUCAACGUCAACCUGCUCAUUUUCCUCCUCAACAAGAAGUUCUUCAAGAAGUAA